Messenger RNA from Chlorocebus sabaeus (green monkey), 1383 nucleotides. The record is from RefSeq and is a predicted model, not a curated record. NCBI's taxonomy places the organism in Eukaryota, Metazoa, Chordata, Mammalia, Primates, Cercopithecidae.
AUGAGAAAUACAGUGCUUUCUGGCUCUAACAUCAUUGCCUUCAGUAUCAAGGCUGCCUGGAGAAAGGAUGGCAGCUUCAGGGCUUCCUUAUGUUCUCCACCACAAGAGCUCCUUGAUGAAGGCCAUCUUUUUCCCCUAUCCUGCUCUCCCCUCCCGGCUCCUAACGGUACGUGGGUACCCAGGCUGGUUCUUGGGCUAGGUAGUGGGGACCAAGUUCAUUACCUCCCGAUCAGUUCUAGCAUAGUAAACUAUGGUACCAGUGUUAGUGGGAAGAGCUGGAUUUUCCUGGUAUACCCACUGCAUCCUACUCCUAUCUGGUCAACACGCUGCUUCCAGGAAGUCCAGCUCCUUAAACUGAUGCUAGUCAAUAAACCUGGGCAAGUGAGGCGAGAGAAAUGAGAAAGAAUCCAUCUGUGAGGUGACAGGCAAGGAUGAAAGAGAAGGAAGGAGAAGAGUAUCAAAAGCAGAGAGGAGAUCAUUUAGUUGGGUCUGAAAGGAAAAGCCUUUGCUAUCUGACAUGUAUUGCUAGUACCUGUAAGCAUUUUAGGUCCCAUAAUGGAAAAAAAAAAAAUCAGCUAUUGGUAGUAUAAUAAUGUCCUCUGCCUGGAAUCAGUUUUUUAAAAAAGUUAACUCUUAGUUUUUACUUGUUUAAUUCUAAAAGAGAAGGGAGCUGAGGCCAUUCCCUGUAGGAGUAAAGAUAAAAGGACAGGAAAAGAUUCAAAGCUCUAACAGAGUCACAGCUUUCCCAGGUAUAAAACCUAAAAUUAAGAAGUACGACAAGCAGAGGUGGAAAAUGAUCUAGUUCCUGAUAGCUACCCAUAGAGCAAGUAAUUUAUAAAUUUGAAAUCCAAACUGUUUUCUUAAUAUCACUUUGGUCUCCAUUGUUCCCAGGACAGGAAAUAUGUCCCCCAUAACUUUCUUGCUUCAGAAAUUAAAAUCCAGCAUCCCAAUAUCAUUCUGCAAGUAAUUUUGCACAGACAUCUCCUCACCCCAGUGCCUGUCUGGAGCUCACCCAAGGUCACCAAACAACUUGGUUGUGAACCAACUGCCUUAACCUUCAGGGGGAGGGGGAUUAGCUAGACUAGGAGACCAGAAGUGAAUGGAAAAGGGUGAGGACUUCACAAUGUUGGCUGGUCAAAGCUUGAUUAGAAGCUAAGCCAGUGGCAGCAAAGGAAGGCUUGGCCCAGGAAAAACCUGUGGGUUGUGCUAAUUUCUAUCCAGAAAAUAGACUGGACAGAAGCUUGUGGGGUGCAUGGAGGAACUGGGACCUGGUUAUGUUGUUAUUCUCGGACUGUGAAUUUUGGUGAUGUAAAACAGAAUAUUCUGUAAACCUAACGUCUGUAUAAAUAAUGAGCGUUAACACAGUAAAAUAUUCAAUAAGAA